CAGCUAUCCCUGGCUUAUCUCGCUGGGCAACAGCUGCGCCUGACUUUAUCUAGCGCUGCUCACAAACUUAGCAUGUGUUCAUUAUCCCUGGGCUUUCAGCUCCGGCUCCAGACUUCGAGCGGUUUAAUAUUUCUCUGGCGUUAUCUAAGUGAUACAGCAAACUGAUAUAAGCCGGAGGCUAGCUCAGGUGUCAGGUAAGUUGCGGCACAUCCAAGAUGAAGGGCAUUCUCAUGCUGGUUUGUGUCCUGCCCUGCUUCACGUCUGGGACCCCGCUCUCCUUCCCGGGGGAGGGGGAGCUGCGGGAGGUCUCCCCCGUCUACGCUGUCUCCGAUGGGGAGAUCAGGAGCCUCUCGGAGGCGCUGUACUCUGCCGACGUGAACAAGGCCACCAGCCGGGAGAUCGUCCUCAACCUGCAGCACAAGAUCUCCUCCGAGCAGAGCGGAGCAGGCCAAGACUACGCCAGCCAGAAGUGA
Messenger RNA from Pelodiscus sinensis (Chinese soft-shelled turtle), 473 nucleotides. Lineage: Eukaryota; Metazoa; Chordata; Testudines; Trionychidae. The record is from RefSeq and is a predicted model, not a curated record.